Messenger RNA from Pseudozyma hubeiensis SY62, 936 nucleotides. RefSeq lists its product as hypothetical. The transcript has 2 exons. Lineage: Eukaryota; Fungi; Basidiomycota; Ustilaginomycetes; Ustilaginales; Ustilaginaceae. The coding region runs from base 1 to 936 and encodes 311 amino acids. The record is from RefSeq and is a predicted model, not a curated record.
AUGAUGGGAUCAGCGCUGCACAGCCUGACAUCCGCAGAGGAUGGACUUCAUGCAACGACAUGCUUGUCCGACAAGCGGAUUGCGCCCCGAAGAAAACUUCAACCAACUCCUCGAAAGCAUCCUACGAAGCUCGUCCGAGCCCUUUCGACAUCUCCUCCGUUUCUUGGUCAUCACUUCAUGUCGGGUCAAUUCCGCCUGCAUCCCGAACCAGGCACCGAGCGUUCGGUGCCGUUGCGUCCGUGGAAAAAUGCCUAUCAUACAAUCCGUCAUGGGCAUAUUGGGACAGCGCUGCUUUUGCCUCACGUCCUCCUCCCCAUCUACGGCAUCUAUGUCUUGGCCCACCGAUCCGGGUACUGGACCGCCGAGUUUGAGCGCGGACUUGCCUUUGCCAUUGCUCUGAUUCAGGGCCUGUCGUUCGGCUCAGUCAUCGCUCUGUCCAUCGUUCGCUUCAGCUCCUCGGGCAAAGCCAUCAAGGGCCGACGUAUUGAAAAGACGGCCACCGAAGAGGAGGAUUACAAGCAGUACCGCAUCGAGUUCUUCCUUCGAGUCGCGACGUACACCUUUCUCGGUACCAUCCUGUGGGAGUACCUCGUUCACUCCAAGUACUCGCCCGUCGCCGACGAGCAGGCACGAGACACCUCUUCUGGCUUCUUGACCGCCUCUGGAUCGCUGCGCAGAUUCUUGAAGAACGAUAGUAUCCUGCCUCGAGCUGCCGAGAGCCGCGACGCAUAUUCGGGCCUUGGUCUCAACUACAACCUGGCUGACAAGGCGAAACAGUUCAAGAAGGCCGUCGACGACUCGCCUCGCAUCCGCAUUCCUGGAACCGGUGCUCCGCCAAAGAGCAUCUUCUUCGAAACGUACGAGAAAGUCUGGAAGAAACUCACCAGCGGUCCUCGACCCGGUCUGUUCGAAAUUGGUCCCAAGACCUGGGUUUAA